This is a messenger RNA of Boleophthalmus pectinirostris (great blue-spotted mudskipper), 2149 nucleotides long. RefSeq names its product secretion associated, Ras related GTPase 1Ab (gene sar1ab). Gene Ontology annotation, molecular function: GTPase activity; GTP binding. Lineage: Eukaryota; Metazoa; Chordata; Actinopteri; Gobiiformes; Gobiidae. Gene Ontology annotation, biological process: membrane organization; endoplasmic reticulum to Golgi vesicle-mediated transport; intracellular protein transport. The record is from RefSeq and is a predicted model, not a curated record. The transcript has 7 exons. Bases 649 to 1245 code for a protein of 198 amino acids. Gene Ontology annotation, cellular component: endoplasmic reticulum exit site; COPII vesicle coat.
UUAGGCCCUUUCCUUUUUACGUAUACUGUACCUCUUAUUUAAUGGGUGCCCCCUUUUUAUGUGAAACAAGAAUUAUAAAAAGCGAGAUUUACAUAUGUGAUUAUAUAUUUUUGAUCUCAAACCAAGAAUAUUUCGGUGUAGUGGCAUUCAGGGUUGUAAUAUAUUGCUAACCUGGACGUAUAUGGCACGUAAUGCGAUUCCAGUCUCUUUUUGUGCGUUAUGAUUUAAUCUAAAAUUUAUACAGUGCUUUUGCUAUUUUGUAUUUAUCUUAAAUUAAACCCUUCCAUGUCCCACAAAUUUCGACAUGUCCCACAAAUUUCGACAUGUUCCUCUUUCAACAACUUGUGGUCAUCCAAGUAUUAGGACGAUGUUACUAUAAGGAAAAGUUGUAGUUUGUUGUUUUUUCCGCUCUUCUAUGACGAAACGCACAAAGCAUCCCUAUAGAAUUCAUAUAUAAAUAAAUAAAAUGUAUAAAUAAAAAUAUCCUCACAGUAAACACCCAAACUUGGCGCGCCCCUCCUGAUAUUUGCGCGAUGACGUAUUUCCGGUGAACUGUCAAACCUGCCAGUCUCCAGCGGCGCACGGGCUUGGACCAAAUUUAGGGACUUGGGACUUUCACAUCUCGCCACACUCAGCUACUUCAGAAACAUGUCUUUCAUAUUUGACUGGAUCUACAGAAGCUUCAGCAGUGUCUUGCAAUUUUUAGGUUUAUAUAAGAAGACAGGCAAGCUUGUGUUCCUGGGGCUGGACAAUGCAGGAAAGACCACUCUACUGCACAUGCUCAGAGACGACCGACUGGGCCAGCACGUCCCCACUUUACACCCGACAUCAGAAGAGCUGACCAUAGCCGGAAUGACUUUCACAACAUUUGAUCUAGGAGGGCACACACAAGCAAGAAGAAUCUGGAAGAACUACCUCCCGGCCAUAAAUGGAAUAGUCUACAUGGUGGACUGUGCAGAUCAUGAGCGGCUAGUGGAGGCCAAAGUGGAGCUGGAUGCCCUUCUCACAGAUGAAACCAUCUCUAAUGUGCCAGUUCUGAUUCUGGGGAAUAAGAUCGACCGACCAGAGGCCAUCAGUGAAGACGCCCUCAGAGGCAUGUUUGGUCUGAUCGGACACACCACAGGGAAGGGCAAAGUGUCUGUGAAGGAGCUGAACCUGAGGCCCAUGGAAGUGUUCAUGUGCAGUGUGCUGAAGAGGCAGGGCUAUGGAGAGGGCUUCCGCUGGCUCUCCCAAUACAUUGACUGAGGCUGCAUUAUCCUGGUUACUCCUCUCUAUGCACACAUAUAUGACCUACCUGUGUCUGCUUCAUCUGGGCUAAUGCGCUUCAAAUAGACAUUGUAUGACAUCUGCUGCUUUUGAUAUGCAUAUUUAAAAUUGUGUAGGCCUUCCUGUUACAAGCCCACCCCAGGUUCAUCAUAUCUUAUUAACCAGAUGUCACUAUGAUUCAGAGAAUAGACUGUGUAGACACUGUUAUUUACCUUGACUGGAGCCUGUUGGGAUUUGACCCAGGUCACACAGACCAGGACAUGCCUGUAGAACAUGUCAAAGCUGGAGACAAAUGCCUGACCUGGUUAUUUUUAUCUGCUCGUGUUGACUUACAGGUCAUGCACGAACUCCUCACUGCUUCAGGCAAAGCAACAGCAUUCUUAUUUUUAAACACGUGAAGACAUGGUACUAUUUAUAAUCUCGCACCUCUGAUGAAAAUGGCAUAAUAGUGCUUUGUAGGACUUUAGCCUUCUGAAUAUUAACCACAAAUGCACUAUGAGGGUCUGUAUCUUAUAUGUAUGCUAAUCAGCAGCUAUGUACCAUGUUCAUAUUUAACCCUAAUCACUGACUGUCUUCAGAUGUUACCAUAGACUGUAUAUAGAUCCUCCUUUAUACAAUCUAUGGAUGUUACUGUAAAGAGCGCAGUACUUUGUGAUCAGGGCCUGGAGGGAGCAGUGUCCUGUGAGAGUACUUGUGUCAAGUGCCAGUUGCAUGCAAAAGUUUUGCAUGUUAUAAUUUAAGUGCAAUAUUAUCUAUAUUUGUAAAUAGGCUAUUAUUUAUAUUCUAAGUAGAAAGUAGUUACACUUGGCCAAGUGACAAAAUAUUAUGUAACAUUAAAAAGUUAAGAAAUAUUUUGUGAAGUACAACUUUUAAUAAUUUCAAA